Messenger RNA from Symbiodinium natans, 3024 nucleotides. The record is from the annotation of a GenBank genome assembly. Lineage: Eukaryota; Dinophyceae; Suessiales; Symbiodiniaceae.
AUGAGCGUGGAAACCGAAAAGUACUGCACAGUCCUCAUUCACUAUGAGAAGGGUGUGCCGCCGACUUCUGAAGAGCUUGCCAAAAAGUUGGAAAGCAAGAAGGAAAGCGUGCAAGCAGAGGCUCUUGAGGAGCUGAUCCUGCUCAUGAUAAAUGGCGAGUCAUACCCAAAGCUCUUGAUGACCAUCAUUCGUUUUGUGGUGACUAGCCGAGACCACCGAGUCAAGAAGCUCCUCCAGAUAUACUGGGAGAUUGUAGAGAAAACCAAGGACAACGGUGACUUAAAGGAGGAAAUGAUCUUGGUUUGUAACGCCUUGCGGAAUGACCUGAUGCAUGCCAAUGAGUAUGUCUGCGGCUCGACUCUGCGGUUACUGUGCAAAAUGAAGUACUACAGGAUCCUUGAGCCUCUAAAAGAGGCAAUGCUCAGAAACCUGGGCCACAGGCAUUCAUACGUUCGCCGAAAUGCGGUGAUGUGCGUUUUCUCCAUCGUGAAGAGCUUUGGUGUGGAAGUUCUGCCCGAGGCCCCAGAGGACAUCGAGCAGUUGCUGCUCGUCGAGGGCGAUCUGUCCACGAAGAGAAAUGCUUUCCUCAUGCUCGUGAAUUGCGAUCAGGAGAGAGCCAUCAAGUAUGUCUUGAGCUUGCAAGACCAGGUCAGUUCCAUGGGGGACAUUUUCCAGCUGGCCGUUUUGGAGCUGGUACGAAAGGUUUGCCGCUCGACAUCAGUCAACAAGGGCCGAUUCCUCCGAAUUGUUUUUGAUUUAGCUUCGUCAUCCUCCACAGCAGUGUCCUACGAGUGUGCAUCCUCGCUGGUUUCGCUGUCUUCGUCACCCGUAGCCAUACAUCAGGCGGCACAGGCCUAUGUGCAGCUGCUGACAGAGCAGUCGGACAACAACGUCAAGCUCAUCGUGCUUGAUCGGUUGCGAGAUGUGCAAAAGCACCACAAGCAGGUCAUGGAGGGCAUGGUGAUGGAUAUUUUCAGAGCUUUAAGCUGCCCAUCACUGGAUGUGCGGAAGAAGGUCAUGGACAUUUGCCUUGGUUCCUUGGUCACUCCACGGAACAUCAAGGAUGUGGUGGCCCUGCUCAAGAAAGAGGUGAUCAAGACAUUGGGGUAUGAGGCCUCAAAUACGGAAGGCAACCUGGAGUACCGGCGGCUGCUCAUCAGAGCACUGCACGCAUGCACAGGACAAUAUCCUGACCAAGCUCAGAGCGUCAUGUUCCUGCUCAUGGACUUCCUGACUGAGUCUGACCAAACGACGGCCACCGAAGUAGUCAUGUUCCUUCGUGAGUUGAUCGCGAACUAUACAGACAUGCGUUUGCCCAUUCUUCAGCGCCUUGCCGAGUGCAUCGGGGAUGUCUCGCAGUCGCGCGUCCUGCGCGGCUGCCUCUGGCUGUUCGGCGAGUACUGCGAGGAUGAAGCCCUCAUUGAAAAUGUCAUCCAGGGAGUGCUGUCGGCAGUGAGGCCGCUGCCCCUGGUCUUGGAAGAAGCAUCAAAGGACAAGAAGGACUCAGGUAACAGUGAGAAGAAACAGCAGGAGAAGAAGGCACCAAAGAUCACCACCAAAACUGUGGUGUUGGCAGAUGGUACAUAUGGCACUCAGAACGUCUACGAAGGAGGCGAAGGAGAGGAGGAGGAGGUUCCCGAAGAGAAGGCAAAGACUGAGUCAAAGAAGACGGCCUUGCGAACUUUGCUGCUUGGUGGCGAUUUUCUCCUCUCGGCCAUGGUCGGUGUGUCGAUGACAAAGCUGUGCAUGAAGCUGAAGAAGCUACCUACAGGGAUUCGGAACGAGGUCCUCCUGGUCAUCGCAAAUCUCUUCAAGCUUGUGAAGCAGCACGCUUGUGGUGGCGAGAAGUGCGACAGUGCUGUCCGACUCAGUCAAUGCAUCCGCGCGUUUGCAGUGCUCGGCAACUCGCAGCUGCCGGACACGCAGCGUGCAGCCGCGCAGCUGGUUCAAGGCGAUUGGACAUCCAACUACGGCCGUGACCAGUUGGCGAAGGUGCUGGAACUUGCCGCACAAAACUCGGAGUGGGCUCUCGGACAAGAGGAAGAGGUGCAGGAGAAGAGCGUUGGCCCGGACGAGUGCGUCAUGUUCCGACAGCUUCGUGAAAGAAAGGGUGGAAUCGGACCUACAGGUGCCAUGGACGACGAUGAGGACUUCAGUGCAGCUCGGGGGGCCUUCCUGGCGCAGGCAGCUGCAGACGGGGCGCUGUUUGCAGAGCGCCUGGCCAAGGUGCAGCAGAUGACCGGACUUGCCGACCCUGUUUACGUGGAGGCCUUCCUGCAGGUGCACUCCUUCGACCUCAUGCUGGAGCUUCUCGUGGUGAACAGAACGAGCGAGACUCUGCAAAACGUCCUGGUCGAGUUGAGCACACAGGGAGACUUGAAGAUUGUGGACAGACCGUCUGCAGUGACCCUUGCAGCAGGUCAGCAGAUGACGCUCCAUGCCUCGAUCAAGGUUGCGUCCACUGAGACCGGCAUCAUCUUUGGCUACGUCACUUUUGAGAAGAAGAGUGCAGCAGACAAGGAAUGCUCUGUACUGAACGAGCUGCACGUGGAUAUCCUAGAUUACAUCGAACGCUCUUGGAUAAACGAGCUGGCCUUCCGGACCAUGUGGUCGGAAUUCGAGUGGGAGAACAAAGUCAACAUCAACACCUCCAUAACCGAGGUUGGCACAUUCCUGGAGCACAUCAUGAGAAAUACCAACAUGUCGAUCGUUGGCAGAAGCUACAAGAAGAGUGACAAUAAGACCCAGAAGAAAGGCAAGCUUAGUGCCGACGAUGUGCAAGAGAUGUUGCGAGAUGCUGUGGGGAUCAAGAAGCUGAUUGACACCUCUAGCUUCGUCGCAGUGAAUCUCUAUGCCAAGUCCAUCUUUGGCGAGGAUGCGCUAGCAAACAUCUCCAUCGAGAAGCUGCCAGAUGGCAAGCUAACAGGCAGCUGCCGCAUUCGCUCCAGAACACAGGGCAUUGCUUUGUCCCUGGGCGACCGGAUCACCAUUGUCCAGAGGGGCGUCCAGGUUUUCAAGUCAUAG